CCGCGCUGGAGCUGUUCCCGGAGCCGGCCUCACGCAGAGCCCAGGGGGGGCUACGGCUACACCACGCCGCUCUCGGACUCCGGCAAGGCCUUCUGCAUCUUCUACGCCCUGCUGGGGGUGCCCUUCACCAUGCUGGUGCUGACGGCCACCGUGCAGCGCCUGGCCCGGCUCUUCACCCACCGGCCCCUCGAGUACCUGCAGCUGCGGUCUGGCUACAGCCACCAGGCGCUGGCCCGGGCCCACUUCCUGCUGCUGCUGCUGGCCGUGCUGGUCACCUUCUUUCUGCUGCCGGCCGCCGUCUUCAGCACCCUGGAGGAGACCUGGAGCUACCUGGACGCCUUCUACUUCUGCUUCAUCUCGCUGUGCACCAUCGGGCUGGGCGACUACGUGCCGGGCGAGCAGCCCGGCCAGAAGCUACGGGCGCUCUACAAGGUCUCAGUCACCGUGUACCUGCUGCUGGGGCUGAUGGCCGUGCUGCUGGUCCUCCAGACCUUCCACAAGGCGGCCGACCUGCACGGCCUCACCGACCUCCUCCUGCUGCCGGCCGAUCAGCACAGCGACCAGGAGCCCAUCCUGGAGUCCGAGGGGACGCCGGAGGAGCUGGCCCCGGGCGCGAAGCCCCCACCUGCCAGUGCCCAGCUCAACACGGGCAGCCGUGCCAACUACUCCUCCAUCAGCAGAUAGCGUCAGCCCUGCCCUGGGUGCGGGCGCUGGCUGGCGCGGGGAGGGGGCUCUGUUUGCGGGGCAGUUCCCUGCAGGGACCGUGCCUGUGUCUGAAGCAGGCUCUGGCUUGGGCCCGGGCAGCGGGCGGAGUUGGGGGCUCUUGCACGGCUCCUGGCUGCAUGUUGUGGGGGAGCUCGCGCAGGGUUUUAAUCAACACGUCCCUGUUUUAAGCGGCCGUUCGCCCUGUUUUAUCCCAGGGCAGGUGCCUGGGACCUGCCCUGUUUCCCAGACCCACCCCAGGCAGCCCUGCCGAGCUGGGGACCCUUGGAGCCGGCUGCGCUGGAC
Messenger RNA from Terrapene triunguis (Three-toed box turtle), 1008 nucleotides. Its product is annotated as potassium channel subfamily K member 6-like. The record is from RefSeq and is a predicted model, not a curated record. Gene Ontology annotation, biological process: potassium ion transmembrane transport; stabilization of membrane potential. The coding region runs from base 130 to 684 and encodes 184 amino acids. Gene Ontology annotation, molecular function: potassium ion leak channel activity. The transcript has 3 exons. NCBI's taxonomy places the organism in Eukaryota, Metazoa, Chordata, Testudines, Emydidae. Gene Ontology annotation, cellular component: membrane.